Molecule: messenger RNA, 6083 nt
Organism: Osmia bicornis bicornis
Lineage: Eukaryota; Metazoa; Arthropoda; Insecta; Hymenoptera; Megachilidae
Gene: Mettl3
Product: N6-adenosine-methyltransferase subunit METTL3
Exons: 9
Coding region: 4322-5992 (556 amino acids)
Cellular component (GO): nucleus; RNA N6-methyladenosine methyltransferase complex
Molecular function (GO): mRNA m(6)A methyltransferase activity; mRNA (2'-O-methyladenosine-N6-)-methyltransferase activity
Source: RefSeq, a predicted model, not a curated record
AUGUACCGAUAGUCAUUUGUUUCUGUUCAUAAAUGCAUCAGAAACAUACUUAACCUUCCUUUUUUUUCGAAAGUUCACAUCAAAUUUAAAAAAAAAGGAAGGAAUUUCCGCAAAAAAAGACAAACGCCUCAAUAAUAUGCUCAAAAAGACGAAUUUAACGAUAUAUAACACAUAAAAAUGGGCGAACCGUUCGUUUGUUAGGAAUGUUCCAAGUCCUGCAUAUCGUCGACUCAAAAACAUAUCCUCAAUGAAGCCAAACAAGAACUCGUUUUCUACAAAUAAGGCGGACUUAUUCGACGAUGUAUCCAUAAGAACUUAAGACUUUCUUAAGAAUCGACUGUGAAUCUACAGCGAUAAGCAUUUACUUUCCUAAGCUGAUGCUUAAGGCGUUGCUUAUUCGGCGACUGUGAAUCUGACGGAUACCUUAAGCUUAUGCUUAAGACCAGCUUAGAAAUAAGUUGUGACUGUGAAUACCGCCCUCUGACGCUCAGUCCUUCUCUAUGCGCGACUAUCUAGUCCUUUUUCUCUCUCUCUCGUUUCUUGUCUUGCGCAGUGGGAAUAGAAAUUUCCAGCGUUGUACGUUACUAACGUAUUCGAUCACCGUUGCGUAUCCGUUUGAAGAGGCACGCCUUGCAUCGGUGAGUAUCACAGCGUGCUACGUGCUACGACUUGGUCAAUUUUUCUUCGUUUCUUGAAACGGUUCGGCCAUAGGACUGGGCGACUAGAGGCGAAGAGUUUCGGUUUGCUGCUUGCUGUUCAUUUGAUACGGAGGCAACGGACCCAUCCGAAAAAGGGUAUAGCCGGGUAAGAGACUUUUCCGUUGCCGAGUAUCGAAAGUUUGCCUGUUGGUCUGUGAUACGGAGGUAAGCAACCGAAAUGCUAUGUCAAGUGAAAACGUGACACUUCAGGCACGGGAUAAUAUGAUCUGGGAUCGGAUAUAUCUAUGAGAUCCAAUAAAAGUUCUACAGUACUAAGCGAUUGACUCCUACAAUAAAGAAACAGCACACAGCAAACUGAAAUUCCUCGCUUGUAGUGACCCAAUCCUAUUGCCGAACCGUUUCUUUCAAGAAACGAAGAAAAAUGGUCCGAGCCGUAGCACGUUGUGAUGCGUUGCGAUGCAAUGCGUGCCUCUUCAAAAGGAUACGCAACGGUGAUUCGAUACGAGCGUUUGACACAAGUGGAUACCCGGCUUUGGCUGGAUGUAUGCAAUGUUUGGGUCUCAAUUUCUCUUGCACUUAUCCAGCUUUUACUGUAUUAUUUUUCCACAUAAUAAUUAUUGCAAGUAUUAACAAUACAUAAGAGAUGGGCCGCGGGAGCUCGUCCGAAUCUGCCCGACUGUACCCAACCAAACCCGAAAUAGUCGCGCUACCUGACUGCACGCGUGUAUCGGACGCCCGCCCGAUUGCUGCCGAGCCCGCCCGAGCCCAUAAUAUUGGGUACCAUGCAAGUUCGUUACCUCCACGUGGACUAGAAGGUACCCUCACGUUUGCAAGAGACACCCAAUCGGAAAAAUUCCAAAUUGACCGCCUACGACGAAUUUUAACCAAUACAGGAAGUUUCUACACUGAAACCCCCACCACAAUUAAGAAGUAACAUAUUUCUCAUGACUACGAAAUAAUAUUAGUAUCGUUUCGACUACAGGAAGAGAUUUGUCAUGAAUUUUACUAAGGCGGAAACUCUGAUGUUGAUUAAAGUUUAUCGUUCGAAAAGUGUAUUGUGGGAUCCCAAAAACCCUCAAUAUUAUAAUAAGAUAAAGAAAGAAGAUGCGUGGGAGGAAAUAAGUGAGAAAGUUAAAAAACCAAAAAUACAAUGCAAAAGAAAAAUGGAAUACCUCCUCGCAGCUUUGAGGAGGGAGAAAAUAAAAAUGAAAAGAAGUGCUGACACUGGAAAGGGAACAGAUGAAAUAUAUCAAAGUCAAUGGUUUGCCUUCGAGAGUUUACAAUUCCUCUGGAAUAGGAAUAAAUCAAGGAGGACAUCAAGUACGAUGGGAGAUGAAAUACAAAAUACAACUCUAGAGGCGGCAAAAGAUGAGGUAAUAGAAGAGACAGAGAUGGGAGAAGAUACAGCGGUGGUAAAGGUAGAACAGGGCCCGAGUACGAGUACCCCAUGCCUCCCAACAAAACCAGCUGCUGCGCAAUGGCCGCAUAACAACCAAGAUGAACGCCUGGAAAAGGCAUUCCAGAUUCUCAUGGCCGCGUGUGAUCCAUCAGCUGAUGAGUGUCAGCAUUUCGGAAAUUUUGUUGCAGCGAAAUUAAGGGAACUGAACGUUUCCGAAAGGGUGCAUAUUCAAGUACAGAUUGUGCAGUUAUUUGCGCAAAUUAAUAAGUUAAAAUGUUCAUGUAAUAAAACCAAUAUAUAUAAUGAUGUAUAAGGUAUACAGAAUAUCCCGUAACUCCUGUAACUCCCGGAAAUGGGGGGUUGCUGGGGUGAUUCUGAACAACAUUUUCCUUUAUCAAAAUCUCGUUUGAAGCUUCGUUUUUGAGUUAUUAACGAAAAACACUGGCCAAUCAGAGCGCGCCUUUAGCUCGCGCCGAACCACGAGAGCGUUGGCUUUCAGCCGCGCUCGGUCGUGGUCGUGAACAAACGCUUUGGUACAGCGCGGGUAUCAAGAGAAGCGUGCGAUAAAUGUUACACCGUCUUAAAUUAAGAACAAUGUGGAAUUAUUUGUUAUUCAUAAAUAAUAAAUGCGUUUGCGGGAGUUACGGGACACCCUGUAUACACGUAAUAUUAAACAACAUUCAAUUUCAUUCUUUUCUCUUUCUCUCUGUGACCUAACACCCUAUUUACGGACCCAGGCGUUGAUUAUUUUCACCCAAUACGGGAAUUGAAAACAGAAAUGUGUUCUAAAUUCUUGUCGCAAUCGUUUAGUGUAGGGGGCCGGGGAGCACUAGGUGGCGGCGAGAGGAACCGUGCUCUCGCAAGCGCUCGCCCGGCAUGCGGCUCGAAUAUAUACAAGUUUUGAACCGCGGUAUGAUAAGUGUCUGGGCCAGGGGUCGUAUGUUGUCAGCCCCACUGACAAGUCUAACAGACGAUCCAGAGACGAAACACCGUUUGUUUUCUCGACUGUUACAUUCUUGUAUAAUAUUUUUGGUAGAACUUUAGAAUUUGAGUAUCGGAUUUAAAAUAUGGGUAAUAAAUUAUGACCUCUUCGAGUAAUAAAUUAAUUAAGCCAACUCAAACCCCUAGUAUAAUAACAUAUUUUUUCUGUAUUUUAUUUCCCUAAGUCAUAAACCGAUUUCCAACAUUCCUCUUUAAACUUGCAGAUGUAAUAAAAGUUAUAUAGUACUAAGCGAUGGACUCCUACAAUUAUUAAGAAACAGCAGACAGCAAACCGAAACUUGUCACUUGUAAUGGCUCAGUCCUAUUGCCGAACCGUUUCUUUCAAGAAACGAAGAAAAAUUGACCGAGCCGUAGCACGCUGUGAUACGCAGUGCCUCUUCAAAAGGAUACGCAAUAGUAAUGCGAUACGGGCGUUUGAUACAAGUGGAUACUCGGCUUUAAGCAUUUCGCACUGCACCAAAGCGGACUGUUGCAAGUCUCUCAUUGGUGGAGGUGUGAUAAAAAUGGGACUGGUAAGACAGUUGCGACUGUCAUAUCGAAUAUGUGCUCUGUAUGUAAGUAAGACGCAGAUCUAAUUUAAUUUAAUUUAUAUUUUUCCCGGUUCGGAAAAAUGGGAUGCAUUUUUGCACCCGGGUGGCGUUCUUUAGGGACUUUACCGUCCCUUUUUGCCCAACGAACACUGUCGGCCACACGCCUAGGGGGUUGGCACUACAGCCAACACUCUCCCGCGCAAUUUUGAAACUUCUUUAUGCUUACGCUAAUCGCUCUUUUACUUAAGUACAUUCUUUCUUUCGCUUUGCCCGUUACAUUUACUCUCUUACGCUUUUGCGUUACUUUUAGUUCUCGCUCGCUCCUUUACAUUCCUCUUUUAGUCGCCUCUUACGACAGGCAGGGGUUACCGUGGCCGUAUUCUACUCCCCCCGAGCCGCAGGGGGCUGAUGCAGAUCUAAUCUCCCAUGGGGUUAUCUGGGACCCUUAAAAUCAUGACCCCUUCAUAGCCAUAGACAUAAUUUCAUAUGUCUAUGUUCAGAGCAAAGGCAUAUCCAGUCUUUUUGUAUCUGUAGUCACCGGUUUUCGUUUCAUCAGUUAAGGUUAGAUCAGGUCAGGUUAAUUUUUGCAAUGUAAAGUUACUAAUGCAUUAUAACUGCUUCAUUAUUUUGAAUAAACAUAUAUUCAGGUUUUUGAUUAUGAUCUUUAUCAACCUACUUUAAUUAUUUUUUAUAUGCUUAUGUUUAUGCAUUAAAAAAUUUGUUAUGAAGACAUGUCAGAUGCUUUUGAGGAAAUUCAAGCUCUUAAAAUAAAAAGGAACAGUUUAAGGGAAAAAUUGCAGAAGAGAAAACGUGAGAGACAUGAAUUAUUCACUCUUACUUCUGCAACACCAAUAUCAUCCACCUUAACUAAUGAAUCAUCCCUUGCUAGUGAUGUAGCUGGACAUUCACAACGAUCAGAUCACAGUGAAUAUGAAAGGGAUGUUUUAUGCAUUUUACAUGAGUCUUUACCUAAUUUACCUAUCACAUCUGCAGAAUUAAUAGAUCAACUUCGUAAGAAUCUUAAUGCAGAUGUAUGUUCUACAGACAUCCAUAAAAUUUUAGAAAAGCUUGCAGCACAAGAUAUUGUUAAAAUCAAAGAAGUGACAGAGAAUGGUGUUUUUGGAUAUACAGUAUUAUCGGUGAUGGAAUCACAAUCAUCAUAUCAAUCUCAAUCGGAUGAUACAGAGAAUCCAGAGAGCGCAGAAACAUCUGCAUCUGAGUUAAAUGACUACAUGCCUGUAGAAAAACAGCCCAAAUUGGAUAAGAAAAAUACUGAAGAUAUAAUGUCUCUGAUAUCGAUGCCUACAAUCAGAGAGAAAGAAAAUAAAAAGGUUGGAGAGCAAAUUUUGGAUUUAUUAUCAAAGCAAACGUCUAAAGAAAAAUCAUUGGCCGAACGAUUUCGAUCUCAAGGAGGAGCUCAAGUUAUGGAAUUCUGUCCUCAUGGCACAAGAGUAGAUUGUGUCAAAUUGAAUGGUGGGCCAGGAUUUGCCGAAAAAUGCAAGAAACUCCAUUUCAAAAAAAUUAUUCAAAGUCAUACGGACGAAUCUUUGGGUGACUGUAGUUUUCUUAAUACUUGCUUCCAUAUGGAUACAUGCAAGUAUGUUCAUUAUGAAGUAGAUGGACCAACAACUCAACCAAAAGAAUCGAAUGAAACGGACAAUGUAAAUAGUACUACAGUGACUAAAGGUUUAACACUAGAUAGUAAGAAUGGUAAUAGUACUACUUGCCCAACUCCUGGUGGAUCUUUAGGUAGUGAAUUGACUCUGUACCCACCGCAAUGGAUACAGUGUGAUUUACGAUAUCUUGACAUGACUGUAUUAGGUAAAUUUGCUGUUAUAAUGGCUGACCCUCCAUGGGAUAUCCACAUGGAGUUACCCUAUGGUACCAUGUCGGAUGACGAAAUGAGACAGUUGGGUAUACCUGCACUUCAGGAUGAAGGUCUUUUGUUUUUGUGGGUAACAGGGAGAGCAAUGGAACUUGGUAGAGAAUGUUUGCAAUUAUGGGGAUACGAGAGAGUGGAUGAAAUCAUAUGGGUAAAAACGAAUCAGUUGCAGAGAAUAAUAAGAACAGGUAGAACAGGUCAUUGGUUAAAUCAUGGUAAAGAACAUUGUUUAGUUGGUAUGAAAGGUAAUCCAAGAAUUAAUCGAGGUUUGGAUAGCGACGUUAUUGUGGCCGAAGUUCGUGCAACUAGUCAUAAACCUGAUGAAAUUUAUGGAAUUAUCGAACGUAUGAGCCCAGGAACGAGAAAGAUUGAAUUAUUUGGCCGACCGCAUAAUGUUCAACCUAAUUGGAUAACAUUGGGAAAUCAAGUAGACGGGGUUCAUCUGAUUGAUCCUCAGCUCAUUAAAGCCUUCAAAAAACGAUAUCCAGAUGGAAACUCAAUGAAACCCAGUAAACCUUAAUGAUCAUUUUAAACUAAUGUAAGAUAAAUGAAUAAUUAUUUUAUUAUAUAAGUUAUGAGAAUAAAACUAUUUGAUAAAAAUUUGAGACAAA